Molecule: messenger RNA, 1947 nt
Organism: Dracunculus medinensis (Guinea worm)
Lineage: Eukaryota; Metazoa; Nematoda; Chromadorea; Rhabditida; Dracunculidae
Source: the annotation of a GenBank genome assembly
AUGAUGUCGAAAAAUGGCGGAAAAAGUUGUGGCGAUUGUAAUCAGUUGGAGACACUAACAAGAAACGAUUUUAUAAAAGCGUCUGAAGGGAUAUCACUGCUAGGAAACUUUCGUGCUCGACUUUUCAAAUCCAGGGAUAUACCCAUACUUUGCGAUUUUUCACUUUAUAAAAAUUUAGAGGUUCUAGUCAUCGACAAUGAUUAUGAUAAAUCGAGUGAGCAGUCAGCUGCUGAGACUUCUAUCGAAGAAAAAAUUGUUAACAAUGGAGAGGAUAGCAUUAAAUAUGGCGGUUCGCCACUGAAAUUUGAGUUUUUGACUCUGUCUGCCUUGCAGGCCAAAGAUGGUUUCAAGUCAGUGGAACAUGAAUAUUUUCAAUCAGCGAAUUUUUUCAACUGUAAUCCUUUAUCUGAAAAAGAAUCGGCUUUCUUGAUGAAUAGACUUAGUUCCUGGGUUGAACCAACAUUUUCCCAUGAAACCCUUCGAAAUAUUCCUCUUUGGAUUGUAACUGAUUGUAAGGAUAUCCACAACACGAUAAUGUUCGGGAUAUCGAAAUCAAAGGAUUCCAUGGAUUAUUGUCGGAUUCAGUGCUUUGGUCGUGGAAAUGCAGUUGCAAAAAAAUAUUUAUUGGUUGGUCAUCACUGUCAGCGUAUUAGUGGUUUAGAAGAACGUUCAAAAGCCGUUUCUGUUAUCAAUAUAAUUCGAAGAACUCAUAAUGUUGAAACUGAUUAUAAGGAACGCGUUUCUGGAUUUAUGCAGAUCAGUGCAACUUGGAAUUGCAGUGACAAUAGUCUUUUAAUGAUUCCACCUUUAUCAGCUCCACUUUCUGUGCAUUUGUUACCUGGUUGGCUGGAUUCACGAAUGCCUUUGUUUGGGCUUGCAGUCGAAUUACGCUUUAUUAUUUCAUUAGCUCGAGCUCUUCGCACGGGUUCCAUGAAAUGGGAUAAUUUAAAUGGAUCUUCUUAUGAAUUAAUUAUUGAUAAAGUGAAGAAAUUGAUUGAAGAGGAGAGAAAUGCGAAACGUUCAACCGGUAGCAAAAAACCGUUUCGUGAUUUUACUGGAAGAUUGUGGAAAAUUAUGCUUUCUUGCAAUAGCGCUAGUACAUUAAUAGAUGUGCUGAAGACUAUUUUCGCUAUUCUUCGAAGUCGCACAUUUGUUGUAACGUUGCACAGUGACAAUAGAAGUCAGUUGGCUCGAUUAAUCUCAGAUUCUGCGUCGGAGAAGGGACUGAUUCUUCCUCGACUUGAAGGUCUUACUCCUAUACAAAUCCUCCUCGAAAUUGGUGUGGAAGAUUUUCAUCGAAGUUGCACUGAACAGUUCCUCACAAAUGAAUAUGUCACGAGCAAAUCGGAACUGGAUUUUUUCCUUAUUGAUGGAUUCGAUAAGUCACCUGAAGAUAGAGCUGACUCUUUGUUAGCAUAUUAUUAUAGUUUAGUUGCAAUGGCUGCGUGCAAGCAAUAUUUAAAUCUUAACAAACAUCAGUUUCGUACAUUUGCUCGACAAGUUAUUUCUAAAUAUUGUUUGUUAAAAAUUUCACCAUCCAGUCAUGGUAUCUGUACAGAAAUGGUGAAUAAAUUCACGAUUGAUUUAAGUACCGGUCUUUCUGUUAUGAAUAUUCCUCCCGCGAUCUAUGAUAUAAAAAAACCAGUAACUUGGGCUUUGGAGACAAUAUAUUCAAAGGGUGCAGUUGAAUGUGCGCGGACUAUGGUUCAUUUUACGAAAGAAGCAAGAUUUCCAUUUGUGUACCAUGGUUUAGCUAAAAAAAUCGAUCAUGUUGAGCUUCAAGAAUCUUUCAGGCUAGAUGAAGAAGGCAACAAUGAUGAAAAUGAACUAAAAAAUGCGAAAAAUGAUCGUUUAAGGAAUGCAAAGAAAAAAACAUUUUGCGAGGAUUUUUUCGAUGAUUAUUAUUGUUCCGUUCUAAUUGCUCGAUUAAAUUUGCAAAAUUUGUAA